Messenger RNA from Ichthyophthirius multifiliis, 4437 nucleotides. RefSeq lists its product as hypothetical. The record is from RefSeq and is a predicted model, not a curated record. The transcript is spliced from 14 exons. Gene Ontology annotation, molecular function: calcium ion binding. NCBI's taxonomy places the organism in Eukaryota, Ciliophora, Oligohymenophorea, Hymenostomatida.
AUGGACAAUAUUUUAGCAGAAAAUAGAGUUUUAAGAAGAUUAGCUAAAGUGUCAGAAAAUUAUGGGUUUAAUUUGGAAGAAAUUAAAAUAGCAGAAAAAUAAAAAAUAGAAGACUAUAAAGCUUAAGUUAGAUAUUUAGAAAAAGAAGUAGAAGAAUUAGAAGGUGAAAGAAUGUAAUUAAGAAAUAGACUAAGAAUACUUUCUAAUAUAUAUGAUUAGAAUCCUAGAGGAGAUAGAUAUUUAGGACUGACUUAAAAUGAAUUAUAAUAAGUUGAUGAAUUUGUUGCUAAUUUAAAAAAUAAAAUUCGAGUAAAGGUUACUUAAGAUGACACAAAAACUUAAUUAAUUAAAUAAAUAAAAGAACUUGAAGAUCAAGUAAGAAGAUGUUAAAUUGAACAUGUAGAAAGAGAAAAAGAUACUGAUAAAUAAAAACGAAAAAAUAAAAAUUUUAAUGAUAAAGAUAUAUAAUUAAUUUUAGAAUAAAAUAACGAAUUAAAGAAAGCGUUAGAACAAAUAACAUAAUAAUUAUCUUAAUUAUAAAGUAAUAAAUCGAUAACAUAAAACAAACCAAGUAUAGAUUCAGAAAAUAAUGAAUUAGAUAUAAAUAAUAAAGGAUAUCCUAUAUAUUUAUAACAUUUAGCCAAACCACCUUAACCAUUGCCUGGUGCUCUUGGGAAUUGGGAUGAUAUAUCCUAAGUAAGAAGUUAUAAAUUCAAACAAAAUAUUCCUCCAGAAAUAUUCGAAUUAUAUAGUGAAGGAGGGUUCAAUUAGACUUUAGCGAAAUAUUAAAUAGCAUAACUAUAAGUAAUGAAUAUCGAAAUAAUAAAAUUAUUAACAGAAAAAGAGAAAGAAUAUAAUAUUUUAUAGUCAGAAUCAGAAGAAAUGAAAAAUUAAUUAACAAAAUGUCUUCUUAUAUAGGAUAAUCUAUAUGAAAAACACUAUGAAGUGAAAAGUAAAUUAGAUGAAAAAGUUAAAAUUAUGGAAAAUUAAUUAAAUGAUAAAACUUGUGAAAUUUAAAGACUAAACGAAGAACUUUAUGAAUACAAAAAUAUUAAUUAAAUUUCAUAAAAUAAUGAUAGAGAUAAAUUAAAAUAAAAACUUGCUGAAAUGACAUAAAAAACAUCAAUUUUAGAUGUUAAUUUAAUAAAAAUUUCGAGAAAAUAUUCUUGUUUAAAAGAUGAAUAUAUUGAAAUUUCAGAAGCUUAUAAGAAUUAUAGCGCCGAGUUUUGCAAAAAAGAAACUAUCUUGAUUGAAAAAAUAUAAGGUUUAGUUGAAUGGAAAAAGAAAUCUUAACAUUAUUUAAAAACCUUGCUUUAAGAAGUUUAAGAUUCUGUACAUAAAUCUCGAUUUAAUAUAUUAAGGAAUAAAUUCGAUAAAUAAUAAGAUGAAUUAGCUAAUAUAAAAGAAAAAAAUACACAAUUGUUAUCUGAAAUACAUAAAUUAAAAAAUUCUGAAAGAAUGUUGUUUGAAAAAAACUAAAAAAUAAGAAUUUUAGAAGAUGAAACAUUAGAAAUAUAACUAGAAUUAUAAAUGACAAAAAAAAUGUUAGAAAUAAUAGACCCUCAUUAUAAAAAAUAUUUAAUCUCAUAUUAAAAAUUAGUUGAUAUAAUGAUAAAUAAAAGCAUUUCUCCAACAUAAAUUUUCUAAUAAAUUGAUGACAAUAGAGAUGGAUUUUUAGGUCCUUAGGAAUUUUUAUAAGCUAUGAGAAAUUUAAAAGUUGAUUUUAAUUAAUAAGAAGUUGAAAUAUUAUUUAAAUUUAUGGAUUUUGAUGGAAGUAAUAAGAUUGAAUUAAAGAAUUUACUAGGAAAUUAAGAAGAUCAGGCGUUACUAUAAGAAAAUCCUAAGAAUAGUUAAUUUAUGAUUUAUGGGAAAAAAUUUAAUAAGCUGGACUUAGUUUAGGUGAAACUUUUAAAGCAUUCGACAAAGAUGGUAGUGGAGAAGUUACUAAAGAAGAAACAUGAAGAAACAGUUUCUUAUGUCUUCCAUAUGGCUGAUACUUCUGGAGAUGGAAAAAUUACUUACAGUGAAUUUCAUUCUCUUUUUGAAAAUAUUAUAUCUGAUGUUAUGAGAUAAUAAUUACUUAUGACUGCAGAAGAUUUAAGUUGGUAAAAGAAAGUUAUUUUAAAAAUAGAUGAAGCAAUACAUUCAUAAGGUUAAUAUAUAAAAGAUUUAUAUUAGUUAUUAGAUAAUAAUGAUGACGAUGAAAUCGAUUUUAUAGAGUUUAAAUCCCUUUUUGUUAAACUUUAAUUAAAUGUUUAAGAUGAAGAAUUAAGACAAUUAUUUGCUGAUAUAGAUAUUGAUAGUAAUGGUAGUAUAGAAUAUAAUGAAUUAAUAAAUUAUAUACGAAGUGCGAAAGUAGAAAAGAUGAAAAUUGAAAAAAUGAAAAGAGUAGGUGCUAAAAUAGACGCUAUGUAAAAAUAAGGACAACUAAGAGAAUUAGAUACUUAAGAUAUAUAAAAUUUACCAAAGGAAGCUCGCUUGGAAUUAAAAAUUAAUCUCUUAGAAAUAAAAGAUAAAAACUUAAAUAGUAGAUGUGAUAUACUUAUGUAUUAAUUAAAUUUAACAGAAAAAAUGAAUGCUAAACUAAAUUUAUAAUUAAAAGAUAGAGAAAAUGAAAUAAUAUUAUAAAUAAAAAAGUAUAAUGAAUUAUAAAAACUUUAUCAUAGAGCUUAAAAUACGUUAGAAGGAUGUGAAACAAAAUAAAUGAGUAAAUAAAUACAUAAAAUAAACAAAAGAUUAUAAAAAGAAGCUAUGGAAUUAAGAGUUUAAAAUAAAAAUUUAAAAAACCUUCACGAAUUUGCCAGUAAUUAAGUAAAAGAAUUAUUAAUAUCAAAUGAAAGAAAAAAAUUUGAAACAGAAUCUUUAUAAGAAACAAUUAAAGAAUUAUAAUCUACUUCUGAUGAAAAGGCUAUUGUCGGUAAAUUAUAGCAUUCUUUAAUGAUUGCGAAAUACAAUUAAUCUCAAACUAAUAUAAAAUACGAUAAUUUAAUACAUGAUUUAGAAAAAUAUUAAUAAUAAUUACAAAUUACAGAAUUUGAAUUAAAUGAGGCUAAUUAAGAUUCAAUUGAAUCUCGAGAAGUUUUAAGGUAAAAAAUUUACGAUUAUGAAGAUAAUAUUACAGAUUUAAGAAAUAAAAUACUACCAACUAUUACUAUGUCAAAAAUAGAUGAUAUGUAUAGAAGAAUAAAUGAAUUAUCUUCUGUAAAAACUGACUUAGAAAUUUAAAAUAAAAAAUUAAGAGAUGAUAAUCAUGAAUUAGCAAUAAAAUGUGAUUAUUUUGAAGCUUUAGAGUAAUAAUUUGACGAAUUAAAAAAUGAUUUAAAAACAAAAUACAGCGAUUAGUUAUAAUAGAGAGUAAUAGAGUUAUCUUUAUAAGUAUCAGAGUAAAAACUGAUGGAAAUGAAGGCUAAAAGAGACUAGGAAAUCGCAAAAGAAAAAGAAGAAUAUUAUUAAAGAAUUACGCGAUAACAUCUAGAACAUGUGAAAGCUUUGGAAUAAGAAUCAGAACUUACAAAUAAAAAGUUUAAUGAAAGAGAAUAGUUUUGGAGGUAAAAACAUUAAGAAGCAAUGAAUUUAGUUAUGAAUGAUAAAGAAAUGAAAGAAAAAGAUAAAAAUGAUGAUCCAAUAUAUAGAUUAAGAAGAUAAGCAGGAAAAACAAAUAAAAUAAUAGGAACUGUUUAGUUAAAUAAUACUUAAGAAAAUGCAAAAGAAAAAAAUCAAAAAGAAUACUAAAAUACAGUAAUGCAUAAAGGAGUUAAGUAUAUAAAUGAAUUAGAAGCAGAAGAUAAUGAAAAUUAAGAAAAUAUUUAAAAUCUAAAAAAAGAAAUAGAAGUAUAUAAAGAAAGAUAAACAAGUUUAUAUCAAGAAAUAGAUAGAUUAAAAGAAUUUGUAAAUUAAUUAAAAAAUGAAUAAAAUAAUAAAAAAUAUAAUUUUAUAAAUGAAGAUAGUUAAAAAAUAGCUUUAGCUGCUUAAAAAACUAUCAGUACUUUAUAAGGUCUUAUAGAUGAUAAAAAUUACGAAAUUGAAAGAAAAGAUUUACUUAUUGAAAAAAUGAAAAGAGAUUUUAGAUAAGAAAAAGAAAAAGAUUCAGCUGAAAUUCGAAAACUUUUAAUGUAGGCAUGUUCUACAUCAGGUUCUAGAAAUGAUAUAUAAAAUAAUAAUAGUUUCUUUUCAAAAAAUGAUGAAGAAAACUAUAAAUCUAAAAAUAAUUUAGAAAGUUAAGUUGAUUAAUUAUCAAUUAAAUGUAAGCUUUAACAAAAAACAAUAGAUGAGCUUGAAGUUCUUGUAAAAAGAUUAGAAGAUGAACUAAUAAUUUCAAGAUAAAACCAUAAAGUUUAAGAUCUAGAAGAUUAAGUAAAGGCUUUAUAAAAAUUACUAAAAGAAAAUAAUAGAAUUAUUCAAGAUUUGAAGAAAUAGAAAGAAGCUUUAUAAAUCUGA